This is a messenger RNA of Epithele typhae, 567 nucleotides long. Its product is annotated as Psf2-domain-containing protein. The transcript has 5 exons. Lineage: Eukaryota; Fungi; Basidiomycota; Agaricomycetes; Polyporales; Epitheliaceae. Bases 1 to 567 code for a protein of 188 amino acids. Gene Ontology annotation, cellular component: nucleus; GINS complex. Gene Ontology annotation, biological process: DNA replication; double-strand break repair via break-induced replication. The record is from RefSeq and is a predicted model, not a curated record.
AUGGCACUCCCACCUUCGCUCAGGACGUCCAUCACACCACCAGAGCUCGAACUUGUUGCGUCCGAGCAACUGGUCGAGAUUGUGCCUUUGGUCUCGAUGGAACGUACCGCGUUCAUAUCGGGGGCGUACGGUCCAUUGCGGCCUCCUACAAAAUGCAAAGUCCCAUUUUGGAUGGCAUCUAACCUCAAGCUGAAGAAGAAAUGUCAUAUCGUCCCUCCACCAUGGCUCAACGUUGAAUUCCUACAGGACCGGCUAACGCAAGAAACAACGUCAUCUGACUUCAGCGAGAUGCCAUUCCGCUUCGCUGAAAUUGCCAAGAUUCUGCUGGAUGUCGCAUCGGACGAUCUGCAAAAUCCAGAAAAACUGAGGACGCUCUUAAAAGAUAUCAGAGAAGCCCGACAGGCCAAGAGUCGUGAGGGUCUAACUGAACUUAGUCGGAUUGAAGUUUCGUUGCCGAAUCUAUGCGCCAUGGAGAUCAACGAGAUUCGACCGUUUUUCGUGCGCGGUAUGAACGUUCUGACCCAACUCACCCGAGCACCCACGUCCAACCAAAUGGAUGAAACAUAA